AUGUUUAUCCGCGAGACGCUCCCAGGUCCAUCGCGUGACCAGCACUUCUUCGACCUCUGGUCUACGAGACUAAGUCGGAGGAGAAAAAUUAUCGACGAAAAGCCACAUGACUACUUCCUCUCUUCUCUUCUCCAUAUCUUAAGAGGAGGGCUAGAACUUCAACGAUUUCCUACAUUCUGCGCUGCAAUUGUUGGCGGCUCGACUCUUCUUGAGGCACGUCCCUCUGCGGAGGCUAUGUGCCAAAUUCUUAACGAGUUUGACUGCUUUGCAGAAGUCAAGGUAAGCUCUGCCCUGGCUUUUCUGAUGCGGAAUUCGAAAGACGGCUCUUCUCUCAGGAUCACACGAUGGCUCUCCUCCUUCAUUGCCGCUUGGUUUAGUUUGAGGCUCCUGCAGUCUAAAAAGAGCGAUAACUUCACCGAGGAUGUGGUCUACGAGACUGCGAAUGGAAGAGUCUCUAGGCCUACGCAUUUUGCUGGUCGAACCAUGGACUUGACCCUCUUUGCUGUGACCCGAGCCCUUGAUGUACUUGUGGGAGAGCUCUGGACCCAACGGAAAUUAGCGAGGACAGCGACAGGACAAUGGAACGCUACCGACAAACUGUUCACAACAGUCGCUGACCCUGCGAUCUUUGCUUCAUCUUGUGCCCUCAUCAUGUGGGCAUGGGUAUAUAACCCAGACCGCCUGCCCCGUUCAUACAACAAAUGGAUCAAGUCAGCCGCAGCUGUCGACCACCGUCUUGUCCUCGCCCUCCGCCGCGUCCGGUACGGCGAAAUCAAGUACGGCCUCGAGACAGGCCAAGCCCCUCUCCUCGAGGGCAUGUGCAAAGAUUAUGGGUUGCCACUCGAAUACGGAGACCCCGUCAAAAGCAUCCCCUAUCCAUGCGAGAUCGUGCAUAUGGGCACCGGCAAGAACUGCGAAUAUCACGCCGUCUCCCGCUUUGUGCGCUCCUUCACCUGGGCAUUCUCCACAUACCUGCCCCUCAACCUCCUCCUCACUGCACGCAAUCCUUCCUCAAAGGGGCUCAAGAAUGCAUUGAAAUCCUCCGCGCGAUCGUCUGCGUUCCUCAGCACCUUCAUAGCGCUCUACUACUACGGCAUCUGCUUCACCCGCUGCCGAGUCGGCCCUCGCAUCCUCGGUACCUCAACCUCGGCGCGGCAGCAGAUCGACGGUGGGAUGUGCAUAGGCGGCGGCUGUGCCCUCUGCGGAUGGAGCGUGCUGAUCGAGAACGAGGCCCGGAGGAAGGAACUCGGUCUCUUCGUGGCCCCGCGCGCCCUGGCUACGCUGCUCCCGCGUCGAUACCUGAUGGAGAACCAGUGGCGGGAGACGCUGGCCUUCGCUGCGAGCACGGCUGUCGUCUUCGCCUGCGUGCAUGAGAAGCCGGUACGAGUUCGUGGCGUGUUGGGGAAGCUGCUGAACCGAGUUCUGAGCCCCUGA
This is a messenger RNA of Drepanopeziza brunnea f. sp. 'multigermtubi' MB_m1, 1434 nucleotides long. The record is from RefSeq and is a predicted model, not a curated record. Lineage: Eukaryota; Fungi; Ascomycota; Leotiomycetes; Helotiales; Drepanopezizaceae.